AUAUGGAUGCAGAGAGAGAAACUCUACAGAGCACCGCCUGUCCUGAAGUAGACCUUUUGCCAGAAGCACGGCCUGAUGUUUGAGGUCGUUGAUCUGAGGUGGGGUAUUCAGAACACAGAGGCCACUGAUCACAUGACCACGGAACUCUGCUUGGAAGAGCUUGACCGGUGUCAGAAAACAUCCACAGGGCCAGCAUUUGUUGCCCUUGUAGGUGACCAGUACGGACCCUGUCCAGUCCCCACGCUGAUCGAAGAGAAGGAGUGGGAGGCACUGAGAGCCCAGAUGACUUACAGACCACAGGACCUAGAGCUGGUGGCUCGACGCUUCCGCAGGGACGAGAACGCAGUGCCCCCCGCCUACCUGCUGCAGGCCCCCGGUGCUGGGGAGCCCCACGGACCCGAGGAGGCCACCUUGACCUCCGUGCUGCGCUCCGGAGCUCAGGAGGCCUGGAGGCUGGGCCUCAUCACCCAGGAGCAGUGGCACCGCUACCACCGGUCAGUCAUCGAGUGGGAGAUACAACGGGGCCUGCUGAGCCCAGCAGGCGGGCACCAGGGAGCUACUGUCUUCCUGAGAGAGAUCCAAGACCUCAACAAACACAUCCUGGAAGACUGUGCCCUCAAGAUGGUGGACCGGCUUGCAGACGGCUGCCUGGACACGGAUGCCCAGAACCUUCUCAGCAGCCUCAAGGGGCGCAUCGCUGACACACAGCCUGGAGUUCUCAAGGCCCACCACCUGCCGUGGAGCCGAGACCUGGUGAACCCCAAGAAUAAGGCUCAUGCCCGGUACCUGAAGGAGCUUGGGGAGCAGUUUGUGGCCAGGGCCAACCACCAGGUCCUCGAGCACCUCCGGGAGCUGGAGGUGGGCAGGCAGGAGUUGGCCUGGCUCUACCAAGACAUCCGCCACCACCUGGGGCUGAGUGCCGAGGCCAUCCGAACCUUUUGUGGUCGCCAGGAGCUCCUGGCACAGCUGGGGCAGCAGCUCCGACAGAGCGACAGCCACCCCCACACGCCCCUGGUGCUUUUCGGUCCCCCGGGCAUUGGAAAGACAGCUCUGAUGUGCAAGCUGGCCGAGCAAAUGCCGGGGCUGCUCGGCCGCAAGACAGUGACCGUCCUGAGGCUCCUGGGGAUGUCACAGAUGAGCUCCGAUGCCCGAGGUCUGCUCCAGAGUGUCUGCUUCCAGGUGUGCCUGGCCUACGGGCUGCCCCUGCCCCCUUCCCAGGUCCUGGAGGCCCACUCCAGGGUGGUCCAGUUUUUCCACAUCCUCCUGCAUACUGUCUCCUGUAGAAACUUUGAGUCCCUCGUGAUCCUGCUGGAUUCCCUGGAUGAUGUGGAUGCCAUCUGCCGUGCACGGAGGGUCCCCUGGCUUCCUCCUCUGUGCCCUCCGAGGGUCCACCUUAUCCUCUCGGCCUGCUCAGGGCAGCAGGUUUUGGACACCGUGCGGCAGACGCUCAAGGACCCCAAGGCCUACUGGGAGUUGACAUCCCUUUCUGGAAGCCAAGGACAGGAAAUGAUUCAGCUCCUGCUGGCAGCCUCCAGGAGGACACUGAGCCCGGUGCAGAGGGACCUGCUCUGGGCCAGCCUCCCAGAGUGUGGGCACCCGGGCCGACUAAGGCUGGCUUUUGAGGAGGCCCGGAAAUGGGCCUCAUUUACUGUGCCCACCCCUCUGGCCUCCUCUGCCAAGGAAGCAAUGCACCAGCUGUGUGCCCGCCUGGAGCAGACACACGGGCAGCUCCUGGUGGCCUGCGUGCUGGGCUACAUCGCCUCUUCCCGGCAGGGGCUCUCAGAGGCAGAGCUGAAGGAUGUCCUGUCGUUAGAUGAUGAGGUCCUGCAGUCCGUGUACCGGGACUGGACCCCUCCCAGCAAAGAACUGCUGCGUUUCCCACCCCUGCUGUGGGUGAGGCUGCGUCGCGAUCUGGGUAACUAUUUGGCCAGGCGGCCUGUGGAUGGCUUCACACUCCUGGCCAUCGCCCACAGACAGCUGGCCGAGGUGGUCCAAGAGCGCUACCUGUCUGGGCCCGACAGAGCCAAGAGACAUGGCGUCCUGGCCGACUACUUCUCGGGGGCCUGGAGCCAGGGCACCAAGAAACUCAUCACCCUGCCACUCGUGGGGAAGCCCCUGAACCUGGACCGUAAGGUGGCCCCUCAGCCCCUGUGGUUCUCAGACACUGUUGCAAACCUGAGGAAACUGAAGGAGUUGCCCCAUCACCUGCUCCACUCGGGCCGCAUUGAGGAGCUGAAGCAAGAGGUUCUGGGCAGCAUGAACUGGAUUUCCUGCCGGGGCGUUUCUGGGGGCAUCGAGGGCCUGUUGGAUGACUUUGACCUGUGGGCCCCUCACGUGGACUGUCCCGAGGUCGGCCUUGUCCGGGAAGCCCUGCAGCUGUGCCGCCCGGCCGUGGAGCUCCUGGGCAUGGAGAAGAGCAUCCUGUAUACAGAGCUCCUGGCCAGACUGCAUUUCUUCGCCAUCUCGCAUCCAGCACUGGUGGGACAGCUGUGCCAAGAGGCCCAGAGCUGGUUCCGGGUGUGCCCACAUCCUGUGCUGGUGCCGCUUGGAGGAUUCCUCCAGCCCCCAGGAGGACCCCUCCGGGCAACCCUCACUGGCUGUCACAAGGGCAUCACCGCCAUGGCAUGGAGCCUAGAAGAGAAGCUGCUAGUGGUUGGUACCCAGGAUGGCACCAUGGCCGUAUGGGACAUGGAAGAGCAGCAGGUGAUCCACAUCCUACCUGGCCACACAGGAGAGGUGAGGUACGUGAAAGUUUUUGCCAAGGGGACACUUGCCAUCACUGCUUCAAAGGACCAUACACUGCGUUUGUGGAACUUACUCUCUGGACAGGAGAAAUUCAACAUUUGGGAUGGAGGCUCCACAGGGCUCACUGAACCUCAAAUCUGGAGCCUUCAUGUGGAUGAGACAAAGAAGGUGGUGUAUUCAGCAUCUGGCUCAAAGGUCAGUGCUUGGAAUCUGGAAACUGCAGAGCUGGUUUUCUGCAUCCUGGGAGAUGCCUCUGACCCCUGGUGGUGCACGGCAGUGCUGGCCUCCCAGGCCACACUGCUGACAGUGUCUGAGGCUGGCGUGGUCAGUCUGUGGAGCUCAGCCACAGGAAAACUGCAGGGGAAGCAACAUUUGUCCAGCAUCAAAGAAGAAGCACCGACCUGUGGGGUCUCAGUCCAGAAACAAGGAAAGAUGGUCACUGGAUUCAGCAAGGGCUCCAUCUCUUUGGUUUCCUCCAAAGGAGACAGCCUGCUGGAGAAGCUUCCAGAAGCUGUGCGGUUCCUGGCACUCUCUGAGGACGGGUCUCUUCUUGCUGCAGGCUUUGGAAGAUCCGUGCGCAUAUACUUGGCCGACUCACAGGGGUUUCACCAAUUCAUGGCCACUGACCUUGAACAUGAGGACACCGUGGAGACAGCCGUGUUUGGUCCUGAGAACAAUCUGAUUGUCACAGGGUCCCGGGACGCACUCAUUCGGGUGUGGAGUCUGUCGGAGCAAGGGACCCUGCUGGACAUCCUGGAGGGUGUCGGGGCCCCUGUGAGCCUGCUGGUCCAGGGUGGGGCCCUGGUGGCAUCUGCAUCCCAGCAGUCUUCGUCUUUUAAAGUCUGGGAUCUCACCUAUGCUCAGCAGCCACGGGCCUCUACCCCAUUUCUGCACCGCACUGGCCUCACUGCAGUGUCACACAACGGAAGCUACGUGUACUUCCCCAAAAUUGGGGACAAAAACAAAGUCACCAUCUGGGACUUGGCAGAAGGUGAGGAACAAGAUGCUGUGGAUAUGCCCAGUGAGGUCAGGUGUCUAGAGGUUGCCCAGCAAGCCAAUCUCCUUUUCACUGGCCUCGUUUCGGGGGUUGUCCUGGUGUUCCCCCUGAAUUCCAGACAGGACGUGCUGUGCAUCCCCCCUCCAGAGGCCCGGAAAGCCAUCAACUGCAUGGCCCUUAGCAAGGGCGAGGAGCACCUGGCCAUUGCUUAUGACAGCAUUGUCCUCGUGCUGGACAUCAGCCCCGGGGAACCCUGUCCGGUCAUUGAUGGGCCAACAUACACCUUCUAUACUCAGCUGCCCGCGACCAUAUCCAGCGUGGCUGUUCUGGCUGACUCCCGCGUGAUCUAUGGCAUGACCAGUGGCGACCUCUUCCUUUACGAGUGCGCAAAUUCCAAAGUGUUCCCUCUGGAGGCCCAUGGGAGCCAGGUCACCUGCGUGGAGGUCAGCCACAAGGAGCAGCUGGCAGUCAGUGGGUCCGAGGAAUCCCUGCUGUGUCUCUGGGACUUACAGGCGUGCAAGUGGAAAUUUGAGAUGAACUACACGAGCUCUUACUGUCAAGGUGUCCAGUGUAUCUGCUUCUCCAAGGAUGACAAGUACGUGUAUGCAGGCUUGAAGGAUCGCUCCAUAAUCGUCUGGAGUGUGCUGGACGGCACCCUGCUGGCUGUCCAGUUCGUCCAUGCCAUGGUGGACAGAAUCAUCCCGACGUCUAAUGGCUUCAUUGCCCCCACGAGACAUGGCUAUCUGAUCCGUGAGCGUUUCCAGUGCCCUUCCUCAAGAGCCUCACAGCAGGACCCUCUCAAGAACUUCAAGAAGGCAGUGUGGAUGGUCAAAGCCAGGCACAGAGAAGAGCUGGCUGCGGCUGCAGGGGCCCUGCAGGAUUCAAGAUCAGGGAGUGCCCAGGGAAAUGAGUCCAAAUCAAACAAACGCUCACAAGUCUGCCUGCUAGUAUAGAAACCCCUUGGGGGGCAGGGGCUGGGAGUCCAGUGAGUGGAAAUGGAACUGAGCAUUCCCAUGAGUUGAAUGGAGCUUCAUUCAAUUUGCCUAAAGCAAAGGAAAUGUAUGUGUUGAUGUAUACCUGGACCCAAAGUCGCAGAUCAUAUGACCCAGACCCAUCUUUCCAUUCUUCUCUCCUCCUCGUUGGCUCUGUUGACAGACCUGUAACCCCCAGGUUAGCAAGAUAGCAGCCAAAUUCAUGAGAAAAGAUCUUUUCCCAGCAGUUUGAGUCAAAGUCCUGACCCCAAUUCUACUGGCUUCAGUUGGCUCGGAUGCCCAUUCCAGAACCACUGCUCCUGGGAGAAUGCAGCAUUGUGAUUGGCUGACCUGACCCAGUGUGAAAUUGGAAUCAACAUCCCCCCCCAUUACGUUGCCUGAGAAUGGGAGAGGCUAUUCCCGGGAGGGAGCCUGGGGUCCUGGCACUAGGCAGAGGGGGAUGGACAGAUAUAAGACCAACCAAACCACACGUGUGGACUAUAGAGCUUUUCAAUGUAUAAAGCAUCAGGUGCUAUGUCUGAUCCUUACAGCCCAUACUUUGGGGGGGGGGGCAGGAGUUUCUGCAUUUAUUUUACAGACAAGGAAACUGAUUCAUGCAGAGGCAGCUUUGAUUUACUCAAGAUCGCAGGCCUGAGGUGCAAGAGCUCUGAGAAAUGAGAACUAGGAGCUGUCCUGUCCCAGUCCUUGUUGGACCUCUUUCCUCCAAUUUAAUCUUGGAAGCACAACUGUCUGUUCCACUAGUGGCACACUCAAAUGCUCACAGGGGCCAGCAAGCGAUCUUGAUGCUUGCCAUGCACCAGGGUGAGCAAGAGAGAAUGUUGCAGAUCGUGGGAAUGUGGAGGGCACAUGCUCUGUCUUGGGUGGGCAGGGACACCCUGACUCCAUGGAGUGAUUCUGGAGUCUCUGUUGUCUAAGAAAUCCAGACUUUUAUGUGAAAUAGUCUCAUUUUUAAAAGUUGGCAGUUGGCUUAAACCUACAUCUACAGGUACAUUUGGUCUGCGUGACUCUAGUCCAUGAUCUGAAUUCAUGACCCAUACUGGCACUGAAAUAAUCAGCCUGUUACAGUUCUCCCAUCCCUACUCCUGUGCUCAUCGGGAGUACUUGGAAGGUAAAUAUUUUUUUAUCUUAAAAACUGGAAGCUCUUUGAAGCAAAGACGGCCAACAUCUCGCUUCUGUGCUUUUGGGCCAUCCCAGCAUUGUACAAGUCCAACAGUCAGAACAUCUUCCAUUCCACUUAAAUGGAUCUUUCUUCUUUGCCCACAACCUUCUAAAAGUCCUGCUUUUUUUUCUGGGGCUUAUGCUAUAAAGAUAGGAGAGUCCAAACCUUCAAGAUGCUAUUCCUUCUCCCCUUUGUUGAGUUCCAAACAGAGUUUCAGAAAAAGCAACCUUAGAAACAGAGGACUCUGAGCUGGACGUGACCCCACUGACAGUCUGGUUCAAUCAUUUCCCAAACUCGGGUUCCAAGGAGGGCUUUGGCAGUUCAGCAAAUGCUAGCAUCAAGGUCCGUUGUUAAAUAAUAUCUUAGGCUGUAAUUUUUAAAAUGCAUGCAUGUUCAGGUAUGCUGGGCAGCAGGUUUUCAGGUGUUAGAGAUAACUAAAUUAGGAUCAUCCUGACAUUUAAUUUAGAUAGUAAGGGGAACCCUUGAAAAAAUAGCUACUACUUACUACCACCUCUCUGUGAAUCAGGGGGGUUACACAACCCAGAAGUAAAGUGGAUAUUGUGGCAGAGUAAGAUUUCAGCUACAACUUUGGGUUUAACAUGUGUGUCCAUCUCAAUGGCCUUGGUGAGAAGCAAUUGCUUUGUUCAAAAUACUAAUUUGAACAUAGGACAGAAAUUUUUUACUAAUAAAAUGCUACUCUGAAUUGUUGCUUAUGUUGGGAUUUUUGCAGUGAGCUUUCAUCUGAGAAAGAGUUUGACUGCUAUGAGUGUUUGACAAGCAUUGUGUUUUGAGGAGGAGUGACUCUCCUGAGGUCUGCCAGCCAAGGCUGAGCCAGAAGAGUGCGGUCCUUGCAGUACCCCCCUUGCCCUCUCACAUUAAGCAGGACCAUGUAAUGUAUCACCCAGACUGGAACACUUUCUGAGAGUAAAAAUGGUGUCGGGCAGCUGCGUCUGGGGGGUCUCUCCCUGUGCACUAGGUGAAACCUCAGCCUGGACAGGGGAGGGUUCUUGUCUCUGAUCAAGAAAGAAUUCACAAACGGGUUGGGUGAAUCUAGGUAAGGAAGGAAAUCAUUAAGGGGAGAGUAGCAGUGAACAGCAGCAGCCACGCAGGCUGCAGAGAGCAAGGAAGAGCAGAGGGAGGAAAGGGGAGCUCACUGAACUCCUGCUCAGCAUGGGGCAAAUCUCAUGCCAACUCCUAAAGCCAGGCUCACCUGGCGCCCAGCAUCCACUUGGAUCUGCACGGCAUGGGAACUGAACCCCUGCCACCCCAGGAUGUGGGGAAGCUGCAGAGCACUGGGUGGAGUGCGAUUAUGUUCUGAGAACUUCCCAAAGGCAAAGGAGGAUCUUUGGGCCGGCUGCUUAAGAUCAUGAUCACGCGGCUGCAGCCCUGUCGGGGUCUCCCAUGCGACAGGAGCUUGUAAGAUCAGAUCAGAGCUCUCAGCAGCCCUUCCCUACUUGUCUGAAGUAGGACUGACAGAGUGGAGACUUGUGCCAAGUCUAGAAAACAGAAUGAAAUAGCGAAGUAACAAAGACGUAUACCACUGGAGGAGCGCAGAGACAAAACGCAGUAGGUUGGGCAGAGAGAAGUCUUUAUUUAAGGCAAAAAGCACACACUCGAAGAAAGGGGAGUGCAGGCAACCUCAGAGAGGAGGCGCGCUUAAGGGCUUAGGAUUCUGUCUUUUAAGGCUUUCAAGAAGGGGGCAAAGGACAGAGUGGGGGGAGGCACAGGCUUGCUAUGUGGUCUCAGGAUGUUUCUUUCUAGUGAGAGAUGUUAUGUCACUAUCCAUAGUAUGACCUUUAGAUAUUCUGCAAGAUAAACUGAACAUAAGGAAUUUCUUGAUCCUGUUCUUCUCCAAGAGAGUGGUUACCCUCAAGCAGUGGGGACAUAUCAUUUAGGACUACUUGCCCUGCCUUAAAAGCAGGUGGGUUAUUGUCUGAUUACCAUAAAAUAAGUUAGGAGUCUUGCCUCCUAACUCUCUGUUUUUUAAAAUGGAACCUUGGGCUUAAGAUGGCAUACUACUCAGUUUAUAUCUUGGCAUUUCUUACCAUAGGCAGGAAAAGUUAAUCAUGAUUCUUAUCCCAUAUCCCUGCCCUACCUCAAAAGGAGGCAUUUCACCAAUUACUCCCAGAAAACUGUAACUAACCAGACUGUCACAAGAGGAUUGGAAUAUACAACUCCUCCAGUUGCAACAGGAAGGAAUUUAUAUUACAUUCUAGAGAGUUUUAAAAAAUUGAGAUGUAACUGACAUACAUUACAUUAGUUUCAGGUGUACGAAAUAAUGAUUCAAUAUUUAUAUAUAUAUUGCAAAAUGAUUGCUACAAUAAGUCUAGGUAACAUCCAGCACCACACAUAGUUUCAAACUUUUUUUCUUGGGAUGAGAAGGAAGAUCUAGUUUUUUGGAAACUUUCAAGUAUACAAUACUGUAUUGUAAAAUUAUAGUCACCACGCUGUAUAUUACAUCUCCAGGACAUAUUUAAAAAUGGAAGUUUGUACCUUUUGACCCCUUCACCCAUUUCCCCCCAGCACCCUCCCACCCCUUGCCUCUUGCAACCACCAAGCUGUUCUCUGUAUCAAUGAGUUCAGUUUUUUUUUCAUUAAAAAUAAUUUACUUUAUAGUUGACCUUGAACAAUGCAGGAAUUAGGGGUGCCAGCUCUCUGUGUAGUCAAAAAUCCAUGUAUAACUUUUGACACCCCAAAAACUUACCUGCUAACAGCCUACUGUUGACCAAAAGGCUUACCGAUAAAAAAGGGUCGAGUAACACAUAUUUUAUAUGUCAUAUGUAUUAUAUACCAUAAUCUUAUAAUAAAGUGAGCUAGAGAAAAGAAAAUGGUUUCUCACAUUGUUGCAAAUCUCCAAAAAGUUUUCCAAUAUAUUUAUCGAAAAAAGUCCAUGUAUAAGGGGACCCACAUAGCCCAAAGCCCUGUUGUUCAGGGGUCAACUGUAUUUUAUUUUAAAAGUCUAGAGACUUUUAUUUAUCUACGUGUCUCAACUUGAAAAUGUUCAAACAGAAUAUUUUCUUACAUACCACAGAGUUGCAAUGUGAAGACAAUAUGCAUUUGCUCACCAUGGAGAUUCAGUGCUCUCUCAGUGCCCUAUCACUGCUAAUCUUCAAAAUGUUUCAAAGUGAGGGCUGGGACUAGGGCUAGGUGGAUGAGGUACUCAUCUCAGGGACAAAGUUUAAGGGGGCCCCAAAAAACCCAACUGUCAGAAUAAGUAAUAUUCCAUUCCCAUAUUUUAAAAUCAAUCAAUGGAAUAAAACCGUGUAUGAACAAAACAUCAGCAUUUUCAAUAAAGAUUUAAACAAGGA
Molecule: messenger RNA, 9201 nt
Organism: Manis pentadactyla (Chinese pangolin)
Lineage: Eukaryota; Metazoa; Chordata; Mammalia; Pholidota; Manidae
Gene: NWD1
Product: NACHT and WD repeat domain containing 1
Molecular function (GO): protein binding
Source: RefSeq, a predicted model, not a curated record